Sus scrofa (pig) is the source of this 1104-nucleotide messenger RNA. The record is from RefSeq and is a predicted model, not a curated record. Lineage: Eukaryota; Metazoa; Chordata; Mammalia; Artiodactyla; Suidae.
AUGUUGCUGCCCCUCCUGGGCGCCUGUGCUGUGGUGGGACCAUUUCAGGGCCCCGAGUGGGAGCCAGUGCGGGGCCUAUUCUCCAAGGAUCGCAGCUGCAGGGACCCUCGGUGCUGUGGCAACCUGCUCGUCCUCUGCCUGUUUCUGAUCUGGCAGGCCCGGCAGUACUGGCACCAGGUCACCAGGACCCACCGCAGCAUGAGGAAGUCCACCAAGGUGCCACCGCAGAAGUGGGCAGUGCCCUCCAUGAGACAUGACCCUUGUUUUGGGCUGACCCCUGAAUUCUUCUUCAGUCCUGGCAAGUUCAGGUGCCUGGAUUCUCAUGCCCAACAAUGGGCACAAAAGAAGAGAGGGGAAUACUGGAGGAGCCUCCAGGAAUCGUGGACCCAAUAUCUGCUCUCGUGUCAGCACUCGUGUCAAGGUUUACUUUGGGAUGCCCACACCCCUUCUGAACACAUUUUUUGCACCACCUCCUUUUCAAACACCUGUGUGCUACCCCAGGGCAGUUCUUGGGAAGCAUGGCAAGGACCCUGGUGUCACAGUGAUGACCAGACUCAUCUGAUUUGCAAACCUCUGGACAUGUGCCAAAGGAUGGAGCAGCUGUUGGUCCAGUCUCAGGAAGAAGUGGUACCAGUGGAUCAUACUGUCAGCAUGAGAUCCCAUCCUACCUCCAUGACCUCUCUCCCACACCUCCCUUCAGCUCAGAGGCUACAGUUCUGCUCCAGAGAGUUCCUACCUAUGAAGCCUCUCCCCAAGAAGGGUGACCUCUUCCUACUUGCCAGUGGGGAGGAAGAGCAUGUGGCCAGUCAGAGCAUGGCCCCCGCGGGGAAGAACAGGUCCUCGGACCUGCCCUCUGCCUGCCCCCGGCAAGCUGCCAAAGCGCUGGCAGGCAUUCCUACUGCCCUCACCGUCCUGCCCAAGUGGCCAGCCCUCAAGAAGAGCCAGCGGCUGCUCCUGGAGUCCCUUAUGCGGCGGAAGCUUCAAAAGGAGUCUUCAGACGGCAGCAGCAAGGCUGAGCACGAGCCUUUUGAAGAAGAUAGCCUGGUCCCCACAGCUGGCCAAGCCCCAGCACUUAGCCCCCAGCCUGAGCAUGAGGGAUCCUGA